AUGAGGUACAUGAGCUACUUAAGCCAUGGAGAGCUACAAAUCUUCAAGAGGAUAUUGAUAAAUUGCUACUUCCUGCCCUACUCUGUCAGCAUCACCUGGGAGGAGGUGGACAGCGCCAGCUGGGCAGAGGUGGUUCAUCUGUUAAUAGAUUCCCUUCCUGGAGUACGAGCUUGGGGUGUGGCUCAUGAAAUCUUGAACCGAAUGAACCAGAGAAGAAUUAGUUUGCUGGUACAGCAAGAGCUAAUGGAUGAAAUACAGAAGUACAAACAGUGUGUGAUAAAAGAGGCCACCCCUGUAUGGGACAACACCAUCUGGCCUGGAAACCAAGCAGACUUCUUGUACGUCCAGGUGGAAAAACACGAGGCAAUUUUGCAAUGUCUCUUUCUACCCAGGAAGCCCCAUGGCACACAGCCUAAAACUGUGGUGAUUCACGGGAUUCCUGGUAUUGGGAAAACAACCCUGGCCAGAAUGAUAAUGGUGAUGUGGGCAUACAACAGGUUCUAUGCACACAAAUUCAAGUAUGCUUUCUAUUUCCAUUGCCGAGAACUGGCCUGGGCGGGAGAGCGCAGCUUCUCUGAGUUGAUUGAGGGCCAAAGGCUUAGGCCUCGGGCUCUCGUGUCUAAGAUUUUAUCCAGUCCAGAUCAACUACUGCUCAUGUUUGAUGGCUUUGAGGAACUCUCAUUUCCCCUCAUCACAGACCCAGCUGGUCUGAUGGAAGACUGGAACAAGAAGUUGCCUGGGUCUGUUCUUCUAAGCAGUUUGCUAAGCAAAACAAUGCUUCCAGAAGCCACACUCCUGAUCAUGGUGAGACCAACCUCCUGGGAUGGAAUUAAACUCUUAGUCAAACAUCCGUUCCAUGCCACCCUGACCGGGUUUAAUAAAACUGAAGUACUCAACUAUCUCAGGUUGCAUUUCACAAGCAAAAUGACAAGCAACCAAGCUGUGGAUUUUGUCAUGAGAAACACCACUCUCUUGUCCAUGUGUCAGGUCCCUGUGGUAUGCUGGGUGGUAUGUUGUUGUCUGAAAAAUCAAAUACAAAAUAUGGUAGUAGAUCUCACAAAGGCUUGUCCAAACGCAACGUCUGUGUUUGUCUUGUAUCUGGGUAAUUUGUUCCGACAUGUAUUUAAGAAAUUUCCCCAUGGUCAUUAUCAAAAUCAGCUGGAAGGUUUGUGCCAUCUGGCUGCCCAGGGCAUGUGGGGCCUGAAGAGUGUGUUUAACAAGAGCGACUUUCAGUAUUUCAUGGUGGAUGAGACCACCAUAGACAUCUUUCUUCAUACAAACAUUCUUCGAAAGCUAGAAGGCCAAGGAGAUCGUUAUGUAUUUGCCUUGUUUACCUUCCAGGAACUUUUUGGUGCCUUGUUUUAUGUCCUCUUUUUCCCCCAAAGAAUGGUGUAUUAUCACUCGUUGAGCCUUUUGAACAUCUGGCACCUGAUCGAAGUAUCAAGAGAAAAAAAAAGCUGUGCAGCUCAAAUGGGGCUUUUCUUCUUUGGUCUGUUAAACGAACAAUGUGUCAACAUUGUGGAGAGAUCCUUCAACUGCAAGUUAUGCUUGGCUAACAAACUAAAGGCCACAAAAGUGAGUGACCGUGAGGGCUAUGACCACUCACAGCUAUUCCUCUGUCUCACCGAAACCAGGGAGGAGAGCUUUGCAGUGCGUGUGCUGGAGAGGUGUCAGGGAGUUUCUCUGAAGAUCGAGAACCAGGAAGACCUUCAGACAUCUGCCUUUUGCCUUCAGUGCUGUCGAGAUUUGAAGAAAGUAGAACUGACUCUCUCAGAAGACUUCUACAAGGAUCUCUGGCACAGCUCAGCCGAUUCUUCCUCUUCCUAUGUCAUUCGAAUGAACGAGAAUAAGAUUGUUUUCAACUGGUGGCAAGAUAUCUGCUCUGUGUUUGAAACAACUGAAAAUUUGGAAAUGCUGGCUGUGUCUGACAGCCACCUGGAAGCCCCAAUCAUGCAGAUAUUCAACAAGGCCCUGAGGCAGCCAGAACUACGGUUGGAAUACCAUAAGGCCACCCCUAGAGAUUGUCAAAGGCGUACACCGCUGAGGACGCUGCUUCUGAGAAAAAGCCGCCUAUAUGUGCCCGGUAUAAACCACCUGAUAAUGAGUCACGUCAGGGAGCUGGCGCUGGAGAACUGUGGCCUCAGUGAGGUCUACUGUGAAGGGAUUGCCUUCUCUCUCAGGCACAAUAAGAUGCUGACCCACCUGAGCCUGGCAGAGAACAGCUUGAAGGAUGCAGGGUCGAAGCCCAUCUGGAAUGCUUUGGCAUAUUUAAUGUGUCCUUUGCAGAGACUGGUGCUAAGGCAGUGUUUUUUGACUUCAGCUUGCUGUGAAUAUAUGGCAUCAGCUCUCAAGAACAAUAAAAGCCUCAGAAGUCUGGACCUGAGUUGUAAUAAGCUAGGGGACAAUGGGGUCAUCCUGCUCUGUGAUGCUCUGGCAAAUGCGGACUGCAACGUGUUAAUUCUAGAGCUGGAAGAGUGCAGCUUCACCUCCAGCUCUUGCCAUGCGAUGGCAUCCAUGCUCCGUAGCCACAAGAAGCUGAUGCACUUGGACCUGAGCAAGAAUGUCAUCAGACUCGAUGGCAUACUGACCUUGAGCCUGGCAUUCUUGUACCAUAGGAAUAUGGAAAAUGUCAUUCUGAAGAAGAAGUCUAAUGAAAAGGUGGACGUGUACACAAGACUAAAGGGCCCAGAGAUAGAGGAUGGCCGUCUGAAGAUCGUACAAGACUGGAACUCUUAA
This is a messenger RNA of Phodopus roborovskii (desert hamster), 2736 nucleotides long. It is a transcript of the gene Nlrp8, whose product is annotated as NLR family pyrin domain containing 8. The transcript is spliced from 8 exons. Gene Ontology annotation, molecular function: protein binding. The record is from RefSeq and is a predicted model, not a curated record. Gene Ontology annotation, cellular component: cytoplasm. Lineage: Eukaryota; Metazoa; Chordata; Mammalia; Rodentia; Cricetidae. Gene Ontology annotation, biological process: regulation of inflammatory response. Bases 1 to 2736 code for a protein of 911 amino acids.